Molecule: messenger RNA, 1074 nt
Organism: Arthroderma uncinatum
Lineage: Eukaryota; Fungi; Ascomycota; Eurotiomycetes; Onygenales; Arthrodermataceae
Product: SBDS family rRNA metabolism protein
Exons: 2
Coding region: 1-1074 (357 amino acids)
Biological process (GO): ribosome biogenesis
Source: RefSeq, a predicted model, not a curated record
AUGCCGAUGAUCAAUCAGCCGUCAGGCCAGAUAAAAUUUACAAAUGUCUCUAUCGUCAAGCUGAAGAAGGGAAAAAAGCGCUACGAACUAGCCUGUUACAAGAAUAAACUGCUGGAGUAUCGCUCUGGGGCUGAAACGGACCUUGACAAUGUCCUCCAGAUCCCCACCGUCUUCCUGUCCGUGUCUCGCGGGCAGACAGCCCCGACAGCGGAACUGGUCAAGUCGUUUGGCAAGGACUACAAGACCGAAGACGUCAUCCAGGAGAUCUUGCGCAAGGGUGAAGUACAGGUGGGUGAGAAGGAGAGACGAGAUAUUCUCGAGCGGGUUGAGAAGGAGGUGCUGGAGAUCGUUUCCGCGAGACUCGUCGACCCAGUGUCGAAACGCGUCUACACCGCAGGGAUGAUCGGCAAAGCGUUGGACCAGCUGAGUGCAGCCAGCGGCAAGGAGCAGCAGCAUGGAAAUAGUGGGACGGGGGCGCCACGGCCCGCUAAGGAUGCGGAAGACGGUGACGAUGGUGAUGGUGACGGUGACGAUGACGAGAUGGCCAAAAGGGCAGCAGACUUGACGCUUACUCCCCGGAAGCCACUGUGGACCGGCGUCACUACGGCGAAGUCUGCCAAAAUCCAAGCCCUGGAUGCUAUGAAGGCCCUGAUCGCCUGGCAACCUAUACCCGUCAUGCGUGCCAGGAUGCGUCUCCGUAUCACCUGUCCUACAUCUAUACUGAAACAAGCCGCUAGAUCUGCGACAUCAUCGACCGCCCCGGCCGCCGAUGCAGGGAACACGCCGUCAAAGAAAGACAAAGGCAAGAACAAGAAAGGUAAGAAGGCAGCGGACGACGAGGAAGAGGACGAGGGUAAGCCUGCUACCGGUGCGGCUACUGGGACGGUCAAGGAUCGGAUUCUGAGCUUCCUUGAGCAGGUCGAGUCGCAGGAAGUGAUCAGCGGAGACGAGUGGGAAGUCCUCGGGUUCGCAGAGCCUGGCGCCUUCAAGGGACUGAGUGAGUUCAUCGGCGGAGAGACAAAGGGGAAGGGCAGAGUCGAGGUCAUGGACAUGGCCGUCACUCACGAAGAGUGA